GAUCUGAAAAAAUUAAUCAAAUUAAUUGCAAUUGAAUUUGAACAAAAAAUGGGGAGUGAUUUUUGUUAUAGUCGCAGUCCAAAGUGUCGUACAAAUGAAUAAUGAAUUUAUCGAUAUCGGUAUCAAACGCUGUUGAUAUUUGAACAACAGAAUGGAUUAAAGUGUAAGAUGUAUGGUGUUAUGAUAGAAGAGAACGAAUGACAUAAUAUGUAUUUGUAAUUCGUAUUAAUUACUGCAAAAAUUAAGGGUGCACACAUUUUACACAUGACGAACGAAAUGUAUGAUGAAGAUUAAUCUUCAUAAUUCUUGAUAUUACAACGUAUCUCUCGUUAUUUGACUACUUCUUUUUUUAUUAGUUUUGCACACUUCUACAUCUGUAUACUGAUGAUAUAAUUGUAUGAGUUACAAAAUCAUUAAUUUGAGAAAGCUUUGGGUAAAACGAUAACGCUAAAACUCUGGCUGUUCAAUGGUCAUUCUUUAUCUGUGCUUGCAUUUUUCUUCUUUAUCAUCUUGGGAAAUGUAGAAAAUAAAAGAAGACAUUUCAUUUACUAAAAUAAUUUUUACUUUAUGGUUUAUUAUCAAGAAUUUCUAAAAGUAUUGAGAUACAUUAUGGAAAAUGGAAUAAAAACGAUUAGUUCUAUGGAACUGUCCAAUUCGCGGGCAAAUAUUUCGAAUGAAGUGGAAUUGCCGAUUGAUAUGCGUUUCAACGAAGGCCACAUUGUUAGUAUUGUCUUUUACAGCGUGUUAAUGAUAAUAUCUGCAAUCGGAAACACGACGGUGUUAGUAUUAAUUAUGCGUCGCAAACGUGUAUCCAAAUCGAGGAUACACACGAUGUUAAUGCAUCUUGCGAUCGCUGAUCUACUUGUAACUUUUUUAAUGAUGCCACUCGAAAUCGGUUGGGCGGUCACAGUCUCCUGGAAAGCAGGAGACGCGAUGUGCCGAAUAAUGGCUUUUUUUAGGAUGUUCGGUCUGUACUUAUCAUCUUUCAUUCUGGCAUGCAUAAGUAUAGACAGAUAUUAUGCAAUAAUAAAACCAUUGCAAUUGUGGUAUAUUAAUAGAAGAGGAAAAAUUUUGUUAUGCUUCGCUUGGGUGGGAUCUGUCUUGUGUUCAAUGCCUCAGAUGCUAGUAUUUCACCUGGAAACUCAUCCAAAUAUCACAUGGUAUUCACAGUGUGUCACGUUUAAUGCAUUUCCAACAUAUACUCACGAAAUAACUUAUUCUCUCUUUGGAAUGAUCAUGAUGUAUUGGUUUCCCCUUGUCGUAAUAAUAUACACCUACGCGAACAUUUUACUGGAAAUAUGCAGAAGAUCGAAAAAUAGCGAAGAUAAAAUUCGUCGUUCUUCUAUGGCUUUUCUUACACGAGCGAAAAUACGAACAUUAAAGAUGACGGUGAUCAUUGUUGCUGUAUUCUUUAUUUGCUGGACACCAUAUUACGUAAUGAGUCUUUGGUAUUGGAUUGAUCGAAAUUCAGCAUAUAAAGUUGAUCAACGAAUCCAGAAAGGUCUCUUUCUAUUCGCAUGUACAAACUCCUGCAUGAAUCCUAUUGUUUAUGGUGCAUUUAAUAUUAGAGAUCGUAAUAAGACAUCUGUAAGACCAACUACUAUAGAAACUCGAGUCACUCCAUUGUCACUGUCACUCAAGCUUCUUGAUUAACGUUUACUUUUCUGUAAGAGAUGUUAAUUAGAAUUGUAAGUUAAGUCUAGUCCUCAAUAUCAAACUUAACUGUGAUUGACCAUAUACUUCAGAAAAUGAUAUUUGCUAUAAUUAAGUACUAAAUAUUAAUAGCUUUUUUGGAUGAAGACCAAAUAUGUUGUAAGUUAUUCUUACAAUAGGGUUGGAUUCGAAUAUCUGAGAAUACAGGUUCGGGAUGAAUCGGAAGAAUUCGGGUGAGAUCCUGCCCGAAUCUUUCCAAUCCGUCCUGAAGCUUGGAUUUCCAAGUCCCUUACAACCUUAAGCACCUGUAUAUAUUUAAAAUAAUAAUUAAAUUAUUAAACUUCUCUAAAGUAACAAUACUAUUUAUUCACUCAUUUGUAUGAAAUUUAAAUAAAGUUAUUUUCUUACAAUAAAAAAUA
Messenger RNA from Bombus huntii, 2072 nucleotides. RefSeq names its product adipokinetic hormone/corazonin-related peptide receptor variant I (gene AkhR). NCBI's taxonomy places the organism in Eukaryota, Metazoa, Arthropoda, Insecta, Hymenoptera, Apidae. Gene Ontology annotation, cellular component: membrane. Gene Ontology annotation, biological process: G protein-coupled receptor signaling pathway. The transcript has 9 exons. The record is from RefSeq and is a predicted model, not a curated record. Gene Ontology annotation, molecular function: peptide binding; vasopressin receptor activity; adipokinetic hormone receptor activity. The coding region runs from base 568 to 1653 and encodes 361 amino acids.